Molecule: messenger RNA, 4878 nt
Organism: Cuculus canorus (common cuckoo)
Lineage: Eukaryota; Metazoa; Chordata; Aves; Cuculiformes; Cuculidae
Gene: FZD4
Product: frizzled class receptor 4
Exons: 2
Coding region: 76-1665 (529 amino acids)
Biological process (GO): non-canonical Wnt signaling pathway; retina vasculature morphogenesis in camera-type eye; canonical Wnt signaling pathway
Cellular component (GO): plasma membrane
Molecular function (GO): Wnt receptor activity; Wnt-protein binding
Source: RefSeq, a predicted model, not a curated record
GGUAGUUUCUCGGCGAGGCUCUUUAUCGGCGGAGCCGCCCCCGGCCCCUCCCCGCUGGAGCGGCCGGUGCGGGCGAUGGCGGGGGGCGGCGGGGCGAGCGGGCGAGCGGGGCUGCUGGCCCUGCUGGCCCUGCUGCUGCUGCUCGGCGGGGCGCGGGGCUUCGGCGACGAGGAGGAGCGGCGCUGCGACGCCAUCCGCAUCGCCAUGUGCCAGAACCUGGGCUACAACGUCACCAAGAUGCCCAACCUGGUGGGGCACGAGCUGCAGGCUGACGCCGAGCUGCAGCUCACCACCUUCACCCCCCUCAUCCAGUACGGCUGCUCCAGCCAGCUCCAGUUCUUCCUUUGUUCGGUCUAUGUCCCAAUGUGCACAGAGAAGAUUAACAUCCCCAUAGGUCCCUGUGGUGGCAUGUGUCUCUCUGUCAAAAGAAGAUGUGAACCCGUUUUAAAAGAAUUUGGAUUUGCCUGGCCAGACAGCCUAAACUGCAGUAAAUUCCCACCCCAGAAUGAUCACAACCACAUGUGCAUGGAGGGCCCAGGAGAUGAAGAGGUUCCCCUUCAUAGCAAGACCUCCUUGCAGCCUGGAGAAGAGUGUCACAGCAUGGGAUCUAACUCGGAUCAAUACAUAUGGGUGAAGAGAAGCCUGAACUGUGUCCUGAAGUGUGGCUACGACGCUGGUCUCUACAGCAGGUCAGCUAAGGAAUUCACAGAUAUCUGGAUGGCCGUGUGGGCCAGUCUUUGCUUCAUCUCGACUGCCUUCACAGUCCUGACCUUCCUGAUUGAUUCAUCCAGAUUUUCCUACCCGGAGCGCCCAAUCAUAUUUUUGAGCAUGUGCUACAAUAUUUAUAGCAUUGCUUAUAUUGUGAGGCUAACUGUGGGCCGGGAAAGGAUAUCCUGUGAUUUUGAAGAGGCAGCAGAACCUGUUCUUAUCCAAGAAGGUCUUAAGAACACAGGAUGUGCUAUAAUUUUCUUGCUCAUGUAUUUUUUUGGGAUGGCUAGCUCCAUCUGGUGGGUUAUUCUCACAUUGACGUGGUUUCUGGCUGCAGGACUCAAAUGGGGCCAUGAAGCUAUAGAAAUGCACAGCUCUUAUUUUCAUAUCGCAGCCUGGGCUAUCCCCGCGGUGAAGACCAUUGUCAUUUUGAUUAUGAGACUAGUAGACGCAGAUGAGCUCACCGGUCUGUGCUACGUUGGGAACCAGAACCUAGAUGCACUGACGGGCUUUGUUGUCGCUCCGCUUUUUACCUACCUGGUCAUAGGGACUUUAUUCAUUGCAGCGGGACUUGUGGCCUUGUUUAAGAUUAGAUCUAAUCUUCAGAAAGAUGGAACUAAAACCGACAAACUGGAAAGGCUGAUGGUCAAAAUCGGUGUCUUUUCGGUGCUGUACACUGUACCAGCAACAUGUGUCAUCGCUUGUUAUUUUUAUGAAAUCUCCAACUGGGCCAUCUUCCGCUAUUCAGCAGAUGAUUCCAACAUGGCAGUGGAGAUGCUCAAAAUAUUCAUGUCCCUCCUGGUGGGUAUUACAUCAGGUAUGUGGAUCUGGUCAGCCAAAACUCUGCACACAUGGCAGAAGUGUUCCAACAGACUGGUGAACUCGGGGAAAGUGAAACGAGAGAAGAGAGCAGAUGGUUGGGUAAAACCUGGGAAAGGGAAUGAGACCGUGGUAUGAGAAAAAGAUGGCACCUCGAUGGUCUGACUACUCUUCCCUGAAGGACUGAUUGUGUGUAAGCAUUGCUAUGUAAAUGUUGGGAUUUAGAGUAGGGAGAGGGUUACACAACCUGUCUCUGGGAGCUGGAAAAAGAAGCCUUAAAAGAAUAACCAGCAAAAAGAUCAUGCUGCAAAUACAAUAGCCAUAAACCAUGAUGCCCAAAAUAGGAAAGCCCAGGGAGGCUUUAAAGCUGUGAAAUAUCCAAACAUGUUAUCUAUCUUUUUUUUUUUUUUUUUUAAAGCAAGAUGCAAUAUAUUUACUUUCAGAGCUGAAGCCCGCAACUGUGGGAUGCUGUUUCCUUUUCAUUGUCUUACAGCUGAUGGAGGAAAGGUGAUCUGGGGCCAGAUUCUGCUCUGAUUUAGGGCUCAGUUAUCAGAAGAUGGAGCACCUGGGAUCUCAAUUAGAUAUUUUUCUGAAUUCAGCAUCGUGAAGGAAGCACUUGCCAAGGGUUAUGUCUUUAUGCCCUGAGGAAUUCUGUUGCUCUCAUACGCUGCACAAGUCAGCCAAGGAUCAGGUCUUCCAACAGAUACUGAGUGGACUUUGCAGGUUUGAAAGUUACCCAUAAUGAACAGGAUUAAGUAAGGUAUUGGUGAGGAUGAUGGCCUAAUACUAAUUUUGACUCAUUCUUUUUUCUUGUCUGUAACCUAGUCUGAAUUGAGAGUUGGGUCUGCCCUGAACAGCAAUUUGGACAUUCCUAGGUUCCUUCCCAGCUGAAUUAUUCUGUGGUUCUAUAAAUAUUUCUGAUUUUUUAAAAGCUUUACUGAAAGCCGAUUUCAGAAGUAGAGGAGUCAAUGGGAGCUGGGAAACUGUGUAUGGCCUUCUUCAUCAAUUAUUGUUCUCCAUCUGCUUUCAUUUAUGUCCCUUCAGGUGCUCCUGCUAUUUCCAGUGGACAACUUUACUCUGCUGCAUAUAAUAGCUUUAAAUAAAGUCUUACAUUAUAGUGUUCCUUCCGCCAGGAAUGAGAAAAAUUAGUUGAGGGCUUCUUCAAACAAUGCCAGUUUUCUCCAAGUAAACUUAUCUGUAUCUCUCUGGAGACUCAUUGCAUGAAACAAUUAAGUCUUAAUAUAUUUCAUUCAGUGUGAUGGUAUCUCUGCAGACGCCAGUCUGGGGAGAAGCGAAAUGUUAAGUUCCUUGGCAACCUCAUGUUCACACAGAUCAGUUGUAUAAUUAUGUGUGUCAGUUGCAAUUAAAAGAACAUUCUCAGCCCAUGACAUCGCAGUACAGCUGACUGCCGCACAACGAUGUUCCUAUUGCUCACUGACGGCUUUGGAGGCUUGUUGUUUUUUUUUUUUUUUUUUAAUCUAUAUUAACAUGCAGAAUGUGAUCAGACAUUCAGUCCACAGGAACGACAAGAGAUUUCCAGUUUUUGUAAAGAGUUUCCAAGAGAAGAGACUCAGCUUCUCGGUGAAUAAUGUUGUUUCAUAGCAGCUGUUGAGUUUUCUUAUUCUUUUAUUUGAGGAGGCAUCUUCUUGUUCUCCUGGGGAGCUUGAACCUUGUGUUGGUGGCUUGUCUGGCUAAUACGAAAGGUGAUGCAAAUAGAAAUAGCCUAGAAGCUCUUAAGUGAACACUGUUCCAAUGCUCUGUCCCUUUGAAGGAUGUUCAGUUUUAUUGGUGUGCCCUGAACUUUUGCUUCAUUUGUUUGUGUGGAACCUGGUCAGCUGUGGAGCGCCCUCCAGGUGCCCCAACUCACAUGACCUUUGAGGGCAGCUGAGAACAGGCACUGCUUUAUUACAGUCCUCGCUUUUCACACAGGUGCCUCAUGUGCUUCUGAAACCACAAUUCAUUCCAGCUCUAGCCGUGAGUGCUAAUCUGUCCCAGAAGCGUGUAUUGUUUCUAUGUCAAUGUUGUAACAUGUGCUAGAGCACAUUUUUAAAAGAAAAAAAAACCCAAACAAACCCUAAUUGCAGUCUUUGUGGUUGGGUUCCCUCUCUGGCAGAACAAGUGACAACUUGACACAUUCUGCUAAAGACGCACAAGCGUUGUCUUGGCUGAUGCCACAUACCAGCUGAGCCAUUUCAUCUUCCCCGUAAAGUCUCUUGCCAUUAGGGUUGUGUUUGGAUCUGAUUAUUCCUCUGUGGACAAGUUGUUCUGCAAGUGGGAGAUCUUCAGAUGGCCGAGCUUCUCCAUUAUGCAGACUUUCUCCCAGUGCAGAGGGUGUAAAGCCAGCAGCAAUAUGUUGACUGUCAAAGGGUGAUGACACAGUAUGAGCCAUGUCUUGUAAUGUAGCAUUGGGCUGUGUCAAGGUAUCAUGUUCAUUCAAGUGUCCUUCACUCUGAAACAGUUUGGGUACUCCUCUGGCUAUCUGACCCAUGUUUGGCCUGACUGAUUCAAUAAAUGGCAUUUUUAACCAUGUUAUGUACACAGAAGUGCGUAAGUAGUACCUUGUUAUCAGAUCAAUGCAUCUCUGCCAGUGACUCUGUGAACUGUGAUAGAUUGUUGGCCCCAGUGAUAUGAGAUGUUGGAAGAGAGUUGGGUGAGGAUGUGUGGCCCUAUGAGGGACCUGGGGGGAUUUUCCAUUAAAGAGUAUGAGGGACUUAAACAGGAUGGGAAGGAGGUGGGCUGGGGAGAGACAUCAGCUGCUAUUCCAGAAGGAACAUCUUUCCCAAGCAUUCAGGGGGAUGUUAUACAAACCCAAAGUGAAAUUAGCUGUUGUAGAGAUGAAAUGGUUCCAUAAAUGUAUUCAUCCACAUGCAUUUACCUUAUUCUGUUUUGGGGCUGUAUGGGUGGGAAGUCACAGCAGAUAGACAGCCUCAAACCUGGCAGUUGUGAAGAGCAGGUUUCUGCAACUCGCUCGUUUCAACAUUGUUAUGAAUGUAAAGCCAAAAAAUGUGUGACUAAUCCUGCCUCGGAAGUGCAGUUGCUGCGGUUAUACAACUAAAAACUUUGCUGUGAUUGCCUUCCUUGCGCAGUUCCCGCUCCCUUCUUCCCCUCUGGCGUGUGCUCUUCUCACUGCAGAUUUUGGAAGCAUCUGCUGGAGAGGUGCAAGCUAAGCUUUUACAUUAAACUGACAAGUUAGUUUCUUUUUCUGAAUUUUAAGGAAAUAGACACUGAUUAUUUUGGGGUGUACAGAAAAUAUAUCUACUUCGAUGUAUGUACUGUAAAUUUCUAAUUUAUCACUGUAAAAAAAACCCAAGAACUUUGCUAUUUAAUUUUUAUAUCAAAAUAAAAUUUUAA